This is a messenger RNA of Penicillium atrosanguineum, 1227 nucleotides long. RefSeq names its product T6SS phospholipase effector Tle1-like catalytic domain-containing protein. The record is from RefSeq and is a predicted model, not a curated record. Bases 1 to 1227 code for a protein of 408 amino acids. The transcript has a single exon. Lineage: Eukaryota; Fungi; Ascomycota; Eurotiomycetes; Eurotiales; Aspergillaceae.
AUGUGUCCAAAGCUAACAUGCGCAGCGGGUAUUGGAACUGACAUUACUCCGGGCUCCUUGGCUGCCACAACGAUCAAAAAGAGCAGUCCUUUUGGAACGAGUAAGACACUGGGACAGGCGCUGGGGGCCUCGUUUGAUCAGCAUGUCCUUGGCGGUUAUCGGUUCCUCAUGCGGCACUACCGAUCUUCAAGUGAGAUAUUUGUUUUCGGGUUCUCUCGAGGAGCAUAUACAGCACGCUUCCUAACGGAGAUGCUCGACUAUGCUGGGCUACUGGGACCGGAUAAUGAAGAGAUGAUUCCAUUUAUCUGGGACGCCUUUUCCCGGUGGAAGUUGAGCCGAUACAACGAGACAGCCAAGAAGAAACAAGCCUACGAGUUUCUGACACAUUGCCGAGACACUCUGUGUCGCCCAGUGCGGAGGAUCCAAUUUUUGGGCUUGUUCGACACUGUCAACAGCGUUGCAGACUUUGAAGUGAACAAUGAUGCUCUCCCCAGUGCCCACGUCGUCCGGCAAAUCCUGAGCAUCGACGAGAGAAGAGUCAAGUUUGGACCCGUAUUACUACACGCAGGUUCGAAAAAGACGCAUCAAAAUCUUUGUAAAGAUGGUUCAGGAUCAAACAACAAGGGUUCGGGGGAUGAUGAUGACAAUGUAAGUGACUUGGAAGAGGUGUGGUUCCCAGGCGGUCAUGCAGACAUCGGUGGGGGUUUCCAGCGUGGCCCCGAUGAGGACUUCCAAUUGAGUCACGCUCCUCUUGUCUGGAUGGUUCAGGAAGCUCAGCGUGCUGGACUUGAGUUCGAAGAAGAUAAACUACAAGACUUCAAGUGCGUGGAGCACACUGAGGAGGCCUCAUCUCGCGCCAAUUUCCACUGUGCACUUCACGAAUCCAGCGUGCAAGGUCUGCUUCACGAUCGUCUUACUGUCAGUCCAGGCGUGUCUUUGCCUUCUGUUCUGGCGUGGCGAUUCAUGGAGAAUAUCCCGUUUCGUCGUCUGGCCUUUCUAGCGGAUGGGUCGUCGAAGCCUGUUCACUGGCCACCGAACCAUGGCCGCCCUCGAGUCUUGCCAUCUGAUGCAAAGGUUCAUGUUUCAGCUCUGCGACGAGUGGAGUUGAAUCCUGAGUAUCGCCCAGUAAGUCUUUUGGGAAAUGGAGGAAUUGAGGAUUGGGUGAUUCACAGCCAUGACAAGGACCCAGUUAGGCAGGUGCACUGUAGGAAGAGUACACAGCUAUAA